AUGACUUCUGUUAAGAGACCAGUUUCUUUCACCCGCGACACCAGCUCUCCCGAAGAUGGUCAAUGUGGCAGAGCGUCAAAGGCUGUUCUCGAGCAAUUCAACUCCGUCUUCUCGACCGCUACAACUGUGCCUGAACCCAUUAUCAUUCACGAGAAGAUCUGGGCCGAGGAGCCAUUCUUCUUCGGUGCUCCACCUCAUGUCAUGCCCCCCGGCGUGCUAACGUCCCUCAGCUCGGACGUGCUACGAGAGUCCGUUGAAAAUAUUCGCUUCGUCGGCACGGAAACUUUUGUUAUUAAGAAGGACCACAUGAGUGGGCGCCAUUAG
Annulohypoxylon truncatum is the source of this 324-nucleotide messenger RNA. RefSeq lists its product as uncharacterized. The transcript has 2 exons. The coding region runs from base 1 to 324 and encodes 107 amino acids. Lineage: Eukaryota; Fungi; Ascomycota; Sordariomycetes; Xylariales; Hypoxylaceae. The record is from RefSeq and is a predicted model, not a curated record.